ACAUACCAGUACAAUUCACGUUUGUUUAUUGUUAUACCCUUUUGAUGAUUCAUUAAAAAAGAAAACUUCUUUUGUGGGUUGUUGGAGUCAGUUUUGUUGUGAAUUUUUGUGUACAAAGUGUAAAAAUGCCAAUUCUUCACUUGAUUAGAUAAAUAGAGAUUUAUGUUCAGUUUUCCUGGCAUACCCAUCUGAUGAUUCAUCAGAAGAACUCAAGAAGUGUCUGAUUCUUGUUGUGGGUAUCCCAUAGCCGAAGUUAGUAGUGUUGUAGAUAGUUGAAGAAGUAUUUAAGGCUAGGUUUAAUUGACUGGACUAAUAAAUGAUCCCAUAGGAUGAGAAACCCAAUCGAUCAAUUACAAAGGGGGAACCACGUCAUCCAAGGUAUUGUAUCCAUUGGGUGUUUACUCUUACAAAAGUUUCGACCAAACGGGGCUAUGUGGUCGCCUUGGAUAUAUAAUCCGAUUUGAUGCAUUAAUCAGGGCACAAAAGGGGCGUAAAAUGAUAAUUCCCCACUUGAUUAGGUAUAUUGGCAAUUUUUUAGGUUUUCCUGCCAAACCCUUUUGAUGAUUCAUUAGAAAACUCAAGAAGUGUCUGAUUCUUGUAGUGGGUAGCAAAGUAAGUUCUGUUGUGUGAUCAUCUUCCCACCUAGGGUCAUCCCACUCCUGGGCAUGCCACCCACGGCCACUCUACUCAUCAUCAUCCCAUGCAUGGACCGACUCAUUCCACUCCUGGGCAUCCAACCCCUCGGCAUCAACCCAAUUCUUCAAAUUCUCGGAGAUUCUUAUAUGUGAAAUUGGAGGAUCAAAAGCGGGCAAUUGUGAGCAGGUUGCUUCAAUAUUCACUUGUGCAUGAAGUUUUGGGAAUCCCGUUUAAUGAAAUAAUCAUCAAACGCACUCUAGAGGGAAAACCCUAUCUGGAACAUAAUAAAGUGGACCAUGAAUUCCCAAAUUUCAACUUUAAUGCAUCCCACCAUGGUGACUACGUGGCGAUAGCUUCAGAACCUUUGUGCAUUGUUGGCUUGGAUAUUGUUUCCCAUUCCAUACCUGGGAAAGAGACAAUUCCAGAAUUUAUUCAGAUUUUUUGCUCAUAUUUCUCCAGACUGGAAUGGGAUAGCAUUAUGAAUGCUGGCAGUUGUGAUGAUAUGUUAAAUGAGUUCUACAGGUAUUGGUGUGUAAAGGAAGCAUUUGUCAAGGCCAUAGGAACUGGAGUAGGGUAUGGAUUGGAUUCCGUGGAAUUUCAUCACACUAGGUGGACCAACAUAUUUGUUAAACUUGAUGGAAAGGAGUUAAAAGAGUGGAGAUUUUGGCUUUAUGAGCUGGGCAAAAGGCAUAUGGUCUCUAUUGCCAAGGGUCACCCGAAUAAUGCCACUGAGACUUACAAGAGAACACUGAAAAGGACAGAGUUCGACGAAGAGCACUACCAUUUGGGUCUUCAUCUUCCGAAUGUAAGUUUUGUGCAGCGAACCGUGGAACAACUCAUUCCAGUCUCCUCUAAAUCCCAUGGUGUAAACUUAGGACAAUAACAUGAUGCACAUGAAGUAGCAAACAGCGAGUCAUGACUUAAUAGAGUUAAUUUACGGAAUAAAAUGCAACAGUUUCUUCAAAUAAGGUACAUGGUACUCUGCCACCAUUUUACCUAUAUGGAAGAUAAUUCUUUAAGUAAUUCUCUUUUAUAGUUUUUCUAAAGUGACACCAGGAAGCACCCCUCCCUACUUGAAGACAGCAUAGCUGUAAUUUCCUUCUUGGAUGAAUGAGAUGUCUGUUAACUUUCCCCUCAUGCGAAAGGAAAAGGGAUAUAGAAAACUCUAGUGGCCAAAGGUGGAGCAAAGGAAGGCUGCAACUUGGAUGUGAGAUGUACUUAGCUGAUGUGAGGAACGUAAUCACAACAGGUUUUGUAUGAGAGCUUGUAACAUGUUUUCAUGUUGAAGAUGCUUUUCAUUUGUUUCGACUGAAGAUAAAA
Molecule: messenger RNA, 1956 nt
Organism: Rhododendron vialii
Lineage: Eukaryota; Viridiplantae; Streptophyta; Magnoliopsida; Ericales; Ericaceae
Exons: 5
Coding region: 701-1519 (272 amino acids)
Cellular component (GO): cytosol
Molecular function (GO): magnesium ion binding; holo-[acyl-carrier-protein] synthase activity
Source: RefSeq, a predicted model, not a curated record